ACUUGUCUUGCGUGCCGGAAAGGAGCUCCUGCCUGAUAGAAAUGGCGGCGGGUGCAGAUAAGCAGCCGGCGACGAAGAAGAUGCUGGAGACUAAGAAGUUCACAUGGAAGAUUGAGAAUUUCUCGAAGCUGAAAGAAAACAAGCUCUAUUCCGAUCCAUUCGUAGCUGGUGGCCACAAAUGGAGGAUUCUUGUUUUUCCUAAGGGAAAUAGAUCCUCGGGUUGUCUUUCCGUAUAUAUGGAUCUUGCCAAUUGUGAAACCUACCCGCAAGGUUGGAGUGUGGCAGCUGACUUCAGCUUUACGCUUGUCGACCAAGUCAAUGGCACCUCAUCUCUGCAAAAGAUGACCAGCCACAGUUUUCACGCAAAGGAGCAGGACUGGGGUUUCACCACUUUUAUUCCAAUCAAAGACCUUCAUGAUGUUAGUAAAGGAUUCCUUGACAACGAUACGCUAAUCAUGGAAGCUGAACUUUCCACCGUUAAGUCUGCUAUCUUCACCGAAUUUCGAACUGAAUCUAAUUUCCUUGUACAGCAUGUUAAUGAAUCAUGUCUCACAAGCUAGCUUGCAGGAACCAAAAGCCAUCCAAGAAUCACUCACCCUGGAGCCACUUUCAGGACAGAAUCAUCAGGUGAUGACAUCCAUUAGCACAGGAACCACAAACCACAUAUUUAUCAUUUCCUUCAUGUUGCGUUUUCAGGUUCAGACUGAUAAUCCUGCCAACGCUAAUGCCACAGCCAGCAACCCCAUUUCUCCAUCUAGUGUGCAAUCCACUUCCAGAAAACUGAUAGAACAACUCUCAGCAAUGUCUAGCAGUGGUGGCUCUAUCUCUAGUCCGAAUCCGGACCAUGGUACUUCUAGUCUUCUGAUGCAGCAGCAAAGGGAGAAAAUGGUGGGGUUCCUUGCUAUGUCACUUGAGGCCAUCUCGCAAACAAAAUCACUCGAUGAAGUCGAGAACACUGCCCUCCAGCUUGCUGAACAUGCAACCGAUCCGGUGGAGAAGACGGUCCUAAAAGACUUGGUCUCGCGCCUUGCUGAGUUCAAGGAGGUCAUCCCCAGCUCUCUCUCCACCAUUGAAACUAGCCGCGGGGUGGAAUCAUCCGUAGAUCAAGUGAAAAAGGACAUGGAGGCCAGGCUGCUUCACAGGAAGAGACAACUGAGUUCUCUCGAGAUAGAGGUUUCGAGGCUGGGUGAAGAAGACAUGAAGCUGGAGGCAGAGAUUCAGCAGCUAUCUGCUCGCAAGGCUGUGAUUGUUGAUCAGAGGAAGGUCGACCGUGGCCGAACUGGACAAGGCCAAUCAAGAGGCUGCCAAGGAGUUGGAAGAGUUGAUGAAGCAAUGUGAUGAGAGCAGGCAAGCGGUGGAAAAUAGGAUGAGAGCCAAGGAGAGACUGGCUCAGUCCAAUACAAGUUGGAAGCUUUUCAAAGACAACUUGGGAUGGUAGACUUACUUAGUUGUACGUACGCAGUAGUUAGUCUCUUACCCUUAUUAGAACGGUUGCUUUCGGUUCAUAUGAUCAUUAUUAUGGUGUUAGGGCUGGUGGGUGAUACUUUUGGUCUUUUGAGAUGUAGACUUAGCUACAAUGCUACAUCCGGUCUUUGGUUCGGUGCUUAUGAUCCAUUUUGGGUUUAAGUUUAGCAAGAAUGACCAAUUAAUUUCCACAAUAUGGGUACAGG
This is a messenger RNA of Linum tenue, 1670 nucleotides long. The record is from the annotation of a GenBank genome assembly. NCBI's taxonomy places the organism in Eukaryota, Viridiplantae, Streptophyta, Magnoliopsida, Malpighiales, Linaceae.